Messenger RNA from Arabidopsis arenosa, 1082 nucleotides. The record is from the annotation of a GenBank genome assembly. NCBI's taxonomy places the organism in Eukaryota, Viridiplantae, Streptophyta, Magnoliopsida, Brassicales, Brassicaceae.
AGAGCCGUAACCUAACUACUACAAGGUUGUUGCUCGAUUCUGUGAACUAAAUUUCCGCUACAAGAUUACUCUGUUCUUCUUCUAAAAUUUCUCAAUUUUUUGACCUAACUUUCAACCAUUCUCUCGGUUGAAAUUUUUUCUUUCUCCUCUACAAUGGCAACUUCAUCUUCUACUUCGUCUUCUACGUCCUCUGCUUUGACUGAAGUAGUGGCUCAGCCUCGUGUUAAAACUCGGCGCACAAUAUCGCCGUAUGACUUAACAUCCAGUGAUAAUCCAGGAACUUUAAUCUCAAAACCUUUGCUGUGUGGCCCUAAUUAUGAUGAACGGGCAAAUAAUCUCCGACUUGCACUCAAAGCAAGGAAGAAAUUCGGGUUUGUCGAUGGAACUAUACCACAGCCUCCAGAAGACGCCGCCGAUUAUGAGGACUGGAUUGCAAACAAUGCUCUUGUAAUCUCCUGGAUCCGUUUAACUAUUGAAGAGAAUCUCUCCUCGUCUGUGUCUCAUAUUCAUGAUUCAAGUGAGCUCUGGACGCAUAUACAGAAGAGGUUCGGUGUGAAGAAUGGCCAAAGAGUACAACGCUUAAAAACAGAAUUGGCAAACUGUCGGCAAAAAGGGCUUCCAAUCGAGACUUAUUACGGGAAACUCACACAGCUUUGGGGUAGUUUGGCGGAUUAUCAGCGAGCCAAAACCAUGGAAGAAGUGAGAAAGGAGCGUGAGGAAGACAAGUUACAUCAAUUCCUCAUGGGCCUUGACGACGCCUUGUACGGAGCUGUGAAAUCAAACUUGUUGUCUCGAGUGCCUCUGCCUAGUCUUGAGGAAGCGUAUAAUGCGUUGUGUUUAGAUGAGGAAUCCAAAAAUUUGAGCCGUGACAAUGAAGUGAGAGCAGACGGGGUUAGCUUUGCAGUUCAAGCAAAUUUGCAUCGGAAAGUGUUUGAAAACAGAGGCAGCUCUGUUUCCUGCACAACUUGUGGCCGCACCGGUCACAUUGCUGACAAUUGUUUCCGAAAAAUCGGAUACCCUGACUGGUGGGUGGAGAAUCCAAAACAGAACUCAAAUUUUUGAAAUAAAUCGAGUAACCAGUC